AUGUUUGUUUUCCCUGCGUUUGAUACCAACUAUAUGACAAGAAAACGAGCUUUUCACUGCUGUCAAAACUGCCGUUUGAAACGAGUCAAAUGCGAGAGUGUGACAGAUGGGUCUCGCAGACUUUCAUGUGUGAACUGUCAAAACCACGGCUGGGUUUGUGACCUCGAAGAAAAAGAGGAGACUACUUCCAAACGGCAGACUCCAGAACCUAUUUCCAAGCAAAAAAAUAAAUCUCAACCUUCAGUUAUGACACUGCUGGUACCCGAAAUACCAGAACAGACUUCUCUUGUUACGUCCAGCUCCAAAAUUGUGACUCCGAUACUUGACGAUGACGCUGAAUUAACACCCGAAUAUCUCAAAAGAAAAUUUAACUUUAAUCUCUCUCGAGAUGACAGUGUUUCAAAGUAUACAUUCAUGUAUCAUAACCACCCGGAAGCCAUUUUAUCGGGUGAUUCUAAUGAAACUAAAGCAUGGCGCCAAUCAGGUGUUUUUAUAAGAAAACCAGAGAAGACACUGACUAAAAUCAUGGCUAUGCGAAGGUAUAAAGACCGUAACAGGCACCUAUUAAAUUAUCUCACUUCUAUCAAUGGGUUUACGCUUCGAAAUCCGUACUUUCCUAUUGAACCCCAUGAAGAAAAACGUCUACUUCAGCUAUUUUUUUUCAAGAUCAACUCCAUUUUCCCGUACGUUAUAGAAAAGAUGUUCUGGGACGAAUAUCGACAAGGAAAUGUGCAGACGGUAUACAUCUUUGCGAUGGUUCUUUUGAUACUGCGAGACAACAUGGCCAAACCCAUAUUAAGAGAGAUCUUCAUGCGAGCUGAGAAGAUCUCCGACAUGAGCGAUGAAUCGUAUAACGAAGCACAUUUGGAAUUUAUUAUUGAUUUGGACCUUAAAAUCAGACAGCUUCUCGUUGUGCUCCCUACAAUUGGAGAUUAUAAUAGACUUACUCGUCUCGUUGUAUUAUUGAUGCUUACCAUGCAGCUAGGAACAGACAAAGUCAGUGGUGAGCAAACGUCUCAAGAUUUGGUUUCCGCUUUAUCUUUAUCCCAUUCUUUGGGAAUUCACAUGAAGCGCCAAAAUAACGACUUACCUCCAGAAUUGGUUGAAUACUCUACAAAUCUCUGGUGGAUUUGCUUUAUUCUUGACCGUAUCAAUGCUGCCGUCAAUUCUCGUGCUGUUUUCAUUCAAGAAUUAGACUUUAAUGUUGACCCUCCGUAUAAGAAUAUUGCACUCUUGAAAUUGGUUCAGGCUGCAAAAAACUUUGAGCUCAUGAACUUUGCCGUGUACCGGCCGUACCAAGAUACUGUAUCGGUAAACAGUGACGAAUUUCGCUACCGGUCUCGUUUAUUCAACGUUCAAGAGUUUCAAGAACAGGAGCUUGAUUUGUGUCGCAAGGAACGCUCAAAUGUAGAGGCUGGAAUCCAAGAAAGACUCUACCGGUUUCCUGUGGGAAAGUACAAGUUUGAGGACUUGAGUCCAGGUCUCUAUGUGGAAGAUACAGUUUACUACAUGCUUAGAAUGUGGAACAAUGCCGUGUUAAUGAUAGCCUUGAAAGCAAAGCUUGAUGACCCAUCAGAAACCAGAGAUGGACUCGCCGGCUCUGCAAGUGAAGCUGCGUACAAUAUCUUUUGGUACCACUCCAAAAUCAAGCCUGAUUUCAUUGUCAACAUUCCUAUGAUUCCGUUCUGUUUGUUUCUUGCUUUGGGAGUCUGUUUGAAGCGAGAAGCUUCAAGAAUCAUUUCUUAUGGGUCUGCGUACGACGAAGCUAACACUGGCUUUGACAUGUCGGCAAACGACGUUAUUCAGGCUCUCGAAGCAUAUGCUUCUACCAGUUGGGUCGUGGAUGAAAUGUGCAAAUUAUCCCGUGAAUUUCUUAGAGACCUCAACUAUCGGGUAGGACAUAGGAAAGACGACGAUAGUACACAUUCCUCCAAACGUCCAAGGUUGGCUGGCACGCCAGGCGAGUUCAAAUCUUCCCUCAGAAUCAAUGGAACUCCGUCCAAUGAGCGUAUGAAUAAAACUUCACCAAUGACUCAGCGUUCACUCUUGGAGUCUCCUGCUGGUGUGGAUAACCCUUCUCUGUUCAAUGUGGGCUCUGCCUUGAGUGACGAACAACAGGGAAAAGUUUUUGAGAGAGACUUGCCCAAUUUCUGGGAUUAUUACGACAACUACAUGGAUUUGGUUCUGCAAGACGUUUUAGAUAACGAGUAUUUCAAGGACAUUUCCAACAUUAUGACACCAAAAGAUUUGGCCAAGAAUGGCGACGCUUAA
This is a messenger RNA of Meyerozyma guilliermondii ATCC 6260, 2271 nucleotides long. Its product is annotated as Zn(II)2Cys6 transcription factor. The record is from RefSeq and is a predicted model, not a curated record. Gene Ontology annotation, biological process: regulation of DNA-templated transcription; DNA-templated transcription. The transcript has a single exon. NCBI's taxonomy places the organism in Eukaryota, Fungi, Ascomycota, Pichiomycetes, Serinales, Debaryomycetaceae. The coding region runs from base 1 to 2271 and encodes 756 amino acids. Gene Ontology annotation, molecular function: DNA-binding transcription factor activity, RNA polymerase II-specific; zinc ion binding; DNA binding.